Carassius auratus (goldfish) is the source of this 1904-nucleotide messenger RNA. RefSeq names its product tripartite motif containing 59 (gene trim59). The transcript has 2 exons. Gene Ontology annotation, biological process: protein monoubiquitination. Lineage: Eukaryota; Metazoa; Chordata; Actinopteri; Cypriniformes; Cyprinidae. The record is from RefSeq and is a predicted model, not a curated record. Gene Ontology annotation, molecular function: zinc ion binding; ubiquitin protein ligase activity. The coding region runs from base 104 to 1279 and encodes 391 amino acids.
AUCCAGAGCUGUGAUUGGUGGACAGCAGUGAGUGCGCGCAUGCGCAGGUUGUGUUGUCAUUCCGCUGGACUCGCACUUCUUCUGACGGGAGCACGGCGGUGUGAUGGAGGAGCUGGAGGAGGACCUGACGUGUUCGGUGUGUUACUCUCUGUUCUCGGACCCGCGGGUGCUGCCCUGCUCACACACCUUCUGCAGGAUCUGUCUGGAGCAGGUGCUGCAGGCCUCCGUCAGCGCCUCCGUCUGGCGUCCCCUGCGUCUGCCGCUCAAGUGUCCCAGCUGCCGCAGCGUGGUGGAGCUGCCCUCCAACGGUGUGGACGCGCUGCCGCUGAACGUCUGCCUGCGGGCCAUCGUGGAGAAGUACCAGCGCGACCGCCGGCCCCCGACCUGCCCCGAGCACCCGCGCCAGCCGCUCAACGUCUACUGCGUCCAGGACCGCCAGCUGAUCUGCGGCUUCUGUCUGACCACCGGCCAGCACCAGGGCCACGCCAUCGACGACCUGCAGACGGCCGUCCUGAAGGAGCGCGGGGCCCGGGGCCGGCUGACGGAGCGUCUGGAGGGCCAGCGCUGGGACGAGGUGCGCGGUCGGGCCGAACGCCUGGCUCAGGAGAGGGAGCGCAGCCGAGCACUGCUGCAGAGCGAGCGCCAGGCCGUGUCACGCUUCUUCCAGAGUCUUGACCUCAUCCUGGCCCAGAAGGAGCAGCAGUGCAUGCAGGCGGUGGAGCGGGCGGCCGAGCUGCUGGACAGGGCUUACGAUCCGCUCGUGCAGCAGCUGAAGGACAUGCAGGAGGAGCACACACAGCUGCUGUCCCUCAGCUCCAGCGUGGAGAGUGAGGAGUGUCCGCUGGAGUAUCUGGAGCAGGUGCAUCAGCUGAGUGAGCGAGUGAACGCUGUGAUGCAGACGCCGCUGCCGGAGAUACCCAGCAUGCACCUGGCUCCUCGAGUGGAGAGCUUCCUCCAGGAGCACUGGAGUGACCUGACCAUCACGGCUCUGAGAGACGCUCCUGUUCCAGACAUCAGCUGGAGCUCUGCUGAAGGAGCAGGUCCCCGGCGAGGUCCUCCAGCUCCGGCGCUCCUCAUCAUCAUCAUCACGCUUCUCCUCACAGCUCUGUGUGUGGUGUCAGUGUGUGGAGCACCUCCAGCGCUCUCCGAGCUCACACAGAUGCUGCAUCAGAUGGGGACAGCCCUCUUCUGUCUGCUGCAGAGCAUCAGCACCUUUACCUCCAGUGUAGGAGAAGACAUCUAUCAGCAUCUGCUCAGCUUUCUCAAAACACUGCACUAGUGCUACACGCUCAGGAAGAUGCACAUGUUCAGCCUUGGUUCAAACACACGCCGGAUGCUGUAAAGCUUUGAGCAUCAAACCAUCAAUAACAUCACUGGACAGGGACAGCGUGUUUGAAAACCUCCGCCCUGAAGCUUUGUGAUGCAGUCCUGGUCAGAUCCAGCACAGCUGGCUUUAGAUCCUCGACAGCGGUUCAGAGAACCAGUGACUUCACAAGAACACUUAUUAUAUAUCAUGGUUUAUAAAACAGCCUGUUAAUAAUAAUGAGCAAGUGUGUAACUGCAGUACAAGGAAACUACAUUACCCAUGAUGCCCUCUUCCCACAGACGGCACUGAGGCCUGAAAUCACAUACUUUUGAGUAGGUCAUGCCUGUAGAUACUGGGACCACACGGACUACAUGAGAUGUCAACACAUUAGGGACCUACCUUUAUCUUUACUGAGCUUUAUAUUAUGUACUUUUCAAAUUUUCUACUCUUUUGUACUACUACAAAUGAUUACUACUAAAACCCUGUUGCUAAACACACAUUAUAUUUGCACUGCACUUACUGUAUUAGAGCUUAAUGCUGAGCAUCUGUAGCUCUUUCAGAGUAACUCAUUCCUGAUGAAUAAAGCUCUCAGAAACUC